Messenger RNA from Closterium sp. NIES-65, 15749 nucleotides. The record is from the annotation of a GenBank genome assembly. NCBI's taxonomy places the organism in Eukaryota, Viridiplantae, Streptophyta, Zygnematophyceae, Desmidiales, Closteriaceae.
ACACAGCGAGGGACUGUCCGGCAUGGGAGCAUGGGAUAAGGAUUGCACACGAGCACCGUUCAGACGGCACAGAGCACACGCACGCCAGGGAGGCGCAUGGCAGCUGCCCUGCGAGUGUGGCGCAAGGCAUGGCAGGAGGGGAAUCGGAGGGUGUAGGGCGGGCAGUGGCCGCCCUUCUGGCUGCACGGGAAGCUUCCGCGAAAGAGCCCGAAGGGCGGCGUGCAGGAGCUGACGCUGUGCCGCGUGUACAAGGAGCGCACGUGCUGUGGGCGCGAGAACAGCGACCACGCCCUCAUCUCCACCCGGUGAGUGGCGAGAAAAGAAGGUGGGGAGAGGAGGAAAUAGGAAAAGGGGGGAAGAGGAGGGGGGUGGGAGGGAAGGGGAAGAGGGAAAGGGGGGGAGAGGAGGGGGGUGGGAGGGAAGGGGAAGAGGGAAAGGGGGGGAGAGGAGGGGGGUGGGAGGGAAGGGGAAGAGGCAGUGGGGCGGAGUGGCGUGGGUGGUGCCGUGCGUGGAUAGCCCCCUGGGCUCGAGCGGGCAGCACAAGCACGUGGGUACGGAGGGCACGUGGGUACGGAGGGCACGUGGGUACGGAGGGCACGUGGGUAUGGAGGGCACGUGGGUAUGGAGGGCACGUGGGUAUGGAGGGCACGUGGGUAUGGAGGGCACGUGGGUACGGAGGGCACGUGGGUACGGAGGGCACGUGGGUACGGAGGGCACGUGGGUACGGAGGGCACGUGGGUACGGAGGGCACGUGGGUAUGGAGGGCACGUGGGUACGGAGGGCACGUGGGUACGGAGGGCACGUGGGUAUGGAGGGCACGUGGGUAUGGAGGGCACGUGGGUAUGGAGGGCACGUGGGUAUGGAGGGCACGUGGGUAUGGAGGGCACGUGGGUACGGAGGGCACGUGGGUAUGGAGGGCACGUGGGUAUGGAGGGCACGUGGGUACGGAGGGCACGUGGGUACGGAGGGCACGUGGGUACGGAGGGCACGUGGGUACGGAGGGCACGUGGGUACGGAGGGCACGUGGGUACGGAGGGCACGUGGGUAUGGAGGGCACGUGGGUACGGAGGGCACGUGGGUACGGAGGGCACGUGGGUACGGAGGGCACGUGGGUAUGGAGGGCACGUGGGUAUGGAGGGCACGUGGGUAUGGAGGGCACGUGGGUACGGAGGGCACGUGGGUACGGAGGGCACGUGGGUACGGAGGGCACGUGGGUAUGGAGGGCACGUGGGUAUGGAGGGCACGUGGGUAUGGAGGGCACGUGGGUACGGAGGGCACGUGGGUACGGAGGGCACGUGGGUAUGGAGGGCACGUGGGUAUGGAGGGCACGUGGGUAUGGAGGGCACGUGGGUAUGGAGGGCACGUGGGUAUGGAGGGCACGUGGGUAUGGAGGGCACGUGGGUAUGGAGGGCACGUGGGUAUGGAGGGCACGUGGGUAUGGAGGGCACGUGGGUAUGGAGGGCACGUGGGUACGGAGGGCACGUGGGUACGGAGGGCACGUGGGUAUGGAGGGCACGUGGGUAUGGAGGGCACGUGGGUAUGGAGGGCACGUGGGUAUGGAGGGCACGUGGGUAUGGAGGGCACGUGGGUAUGGAGGGCACGUGGGUACGGAGGGCACGUGGGUAUGGAGGGCACGUGGGUAUGGAGGGCACGUGGGUACGGAGGGCACGUGGGUACGGAGGGCACGUGGGUAUGGAGGGCACGUGGGUAUGGAGGGCACGUGGGUAUGGAGGGCACGUGGGUAUGGAGGGCACGUGGGUAUGGAGGGCACGUGGGUACGGAGGGCACGUGGGUACGGAGGGCACGUGGGUACGGAGGGCACGUGGGUAUGGAGGGCACGUGGGUACGGAGGGCACGUGGGUACGGAGGGCACGUGGGUAUGGAGGGCACGUGGGUAUGGAGGGCACGUGGGUAUGGAGGGCACGUGGGUAUGGAGGGCACGUGGGUAUGGAGGGCACGUGGGUACGGAGGGCACGUGGGUAUGGAGGGCACGUGGGUAUGGAGGGCACGUGGGUACGGAGGGCACGUGGGUACGGAGGGCACGUGGGUACGGAGGGCACGUGGGUACGGAGGGCACGUGGGUACGGAGGGCACGUGGGUACGGAGGGCACGUGGGUAUGGAGGGCACGUGGGUAUGGAGGGCACGUGGGUACGGAGGGCACGUGGGUAUGGAGGGCACGUGGGUAUGGAGGGCACGUGGGUAUGGAGGGCACGUGGGUACGGAGGGCACGUGGGUACGGAGGGCACGUGGGUAUGGAGGGCACGUGGGUAUGGAGGGCACGUGGGUAUGGAGGGCACGUGGGUACGGAGGGCACGUGGGUACGGAGGGCACGUGGGUACGGAGGGCACGUGGGUACGGAGGGCACGUGGGUAUGGAGGGCACGUGGGUACGGAGGGCACGUGGGUACGGAGGGCACGUGGGUACGGAGGGCACGUGGGUAUGGAGGGCACGUGGGUAUGGAGGGCACGUGGGUAUGGAGGGCACGUGGGUAUGGAGGGCACGUGGGUACGGAGGGCACGUGGGUACGGAGGGCACGUGGGUACGGAGGGCACGUGGGUAUGGAGGGCACGUGGGUACGGAGGGCACGUGGGUACGGAGGGCACGUGGGUAUGGAGGGCACGUGGGUAUGGAGGGCACGUGGGUAUGGAGGGCACGUGGGUAUGGAGGGCACGUGGGUAUGGAGGGCACGUGGGUAUGGAGGGCACGUGGGUACGGAGGGCACGUGGGUAUGGACGGCACGUGGGUAUGGAGGGCACGUGGGUACGGAGGGCACGUGGGUACGGAGGGCACGUGGGUAUGGAGGGCACGUGGGUAUGGAGGGCACGUGGGUAUGGAGGGCACGUGGGUAUGGAGGGCACGUGGGUAUGGAGGGCACGUGGGUAUGGAGGGCACGUGGGUACGGAGGGCACGUGGGUAUGGAGGGCACGUGGGUAUGGAGGGCACGUGGGUACGGAGGGCACGUGGGUACGGAGGGCACGUGGGUAUGGAGGGCACGUGGGUAUGGAGGGCACGUGGGUAUGGAGGGCACGUGGGUAUGGAGGGCACGUGGGUAUGGAGGGCACGUGGGUACGGAGGGCACGUGGGUACGGAGGGCACGUGGGUACGGAGGGCACGUGGGUAUGGAGGGCACGUGGGUACGGAGGGCACGUGGGUACGGAGGGCACGUGGGUAUGGAGGGCACGUGGGUAUGGAGGGCACGUGGGUACGGAGGGCACGUGGGUAUGGAGGGCACGUGGGUAUGGAGGGCACGUGGGUAUGGAGGGCACGUGGGUAUGGAGGGCACGUGGGUAUGGAGGGCACGUGGGUAUGGAGGGCACGUGGGUACGGAGGGCACGUGGGUACGGAGGGCACGUGGGUAUGGAGGGCACGUGGGUAUGGAGGGCACGUGGGUAUGGAGGGCACGUGGGUACGGAGGGCACGUGGGUACGGAGGGCACGUGGGUACGGAGGGCACGUGGGUACGGAGGGCACGUGGGUAUGGAGGGCACGUGGGUACGGAGGGCACGUGGGUACGGAGGGCACGUGGGUACGGAGGGCACGUGGGUAUGGAGGGCACGUGGGUAUGGAGGGCACGUGGGUAUGGAGGGCACGUGGGUAUGGAGGGCACGUGGGUAUGGAGGGCACGUGGGUAUGGAGGGCACGUGGGUAUGGAGGGCACGUGGGUAUGGAGGGCACGUGGGUAUGGAGGGCACGUGGGUAUGGAGGGCACGUGGGUACGGAGGGCACGUGUGUACGGAGGGAGCGUGGGUAUGGAGGGCACGUGGGUAUGGAGGGCACGUGGGUAUGGAGGGCACGUGGGUAUGGAGGGCACGUGGGUACGGAGGGCACGUGGGUAUGGAGGGCACGUGGGUAUGGAGGGCACGUGGGUAUGGAGGGCACGUGGGUAUGGAGGGCACGUGGGUAUGGAGGGCACGUGGGUAUGGAGGGCACGUGGGUAUGGAGGGCACGUGGGUAUGGAGGGCACGUGGGUACGGAGGGCACGUGUGUACGGAGGGAGCGUGGGUAUGGAGGGCACGUGGGUAUGGAGGGCACGUGGGUAUGGAGGGCACGUGGGUAUGGAGGGCACGUGGGUACGGAGGGCACGUGGGUACGGAGGGCACGUGGGUAUGGAGGGCACGUGGGUAUGGAGGGCACGUGGGUAUGGAGGGCACGUGGGUACGGAGGGCACGUGGGUACGGAGGGCACGUGGGUACGGAGGGCACGUGGGUAUGGAGGGCACGUGGGUAUGGAGGGCACGUGGGUAUGGAGGGCACGUGGGUACGGAGGGCACGUGGGUACGGAGGGCACGUGGGUAUGGAGGGCACGUGGGUAUGGAGGGCACGUGGGUAUGGAGGGCACGUGGGUAUGGAGGGCACGUGGGUAUGGAGGGCACGUGGGUAUGGAGGGCACGUGGGUACGGAGGGCACGUGGGUAUGGAGGGCACGUGGGUAUGGAGGGCACGUGGGUACGGAGGGCACGUGGGUACGGAGGGCACGUGGGUAUGGAGGGCACGUGGGUAUGGAGGGCACGUGGGUAUGGAGGGCACGUGGGUAUGGAGGGCACGUGGGUAUGGAGGGCACGUGGGUACGGAGGGCACGUGGGUACGGAGGGCACGUGGGUACGGAGGGCACGUGGGUAUGGAGGGCACGUGGGUACGGAGGGCACGUGGGUACGGAGGGCACGUGGGUAUGGAGGGCACGUGGGUAUGGAGGGCACGUGGGUAUGGAGGGCACGUGGGUAUGGAGGGCACGUGGGUAUGGAGGGCACGUGGGUACGGAGGGCACGUGGGUAUGGAGGGCACGUGGGUAUGGAGGGCACGUGGGUACGGAGGGCACGUGGGUACGGAGGGCACGUGGGUACGGAGGGCACGUGGGUACGGAGGGCACGUGGGUACGGAGGGCACGUGGGUACGGAGGGCACGUGGGUAUGGAGGGCACGUGGGUACGGAGGGCACGUGGGUACGGAGGGCACGUGGGUAUGGAGGGCACGUGGGUAUGGAGGGCACGUGGGUAUGGAGGGCACGUGGGUAUGGAGGGCACGUGGGUAUGGAGGGCACGUGGGUAUGGAGGGCACGUGGGUAUGGAGGGCACGUGGGUAUGGAGGGCACGUGGGUAUGGAGGGCACGUGGGUAUGGAGGGCACGUGGGUACGGAGGGCACGUGUGUACGGAGGGAGCGUGGGUAUGGAGGGCACGUGGGUAUGGAGGGCACGUGGGUAUGGAGGGCACGUGGGUAUGGAGGGCACGUGGGUACGGAGGGCACGUGGGUAUGGAGGGCACGUGGGUAUGGAGGGCACGUGGGUAUGGAGGGCACGUGGGUAUGGAGGGCACGUGGGUAUGGAGGGCACGUGGGUAUGGAGGGCACGUGGGUAUGGAGGGCACGUGGGUAUGGAGGGCACGUGGGUACGGAGGGCACGUGUGUACGGAGGGAGCGUGGGUAUGGAGGGCACGUGGGUAUGGAGGGCACGUGGGUAUGGAGGGCACGUGGGUAUGGAGGGCACGUGGGUACGGAGGGCACGUGGGUACGGAGGGCACGUGGGUAUGGAGGGCACGUGGGUAUGGAGGGCACGUGGGUAUGGAGGGCACGUGGGUACGGAGGGCACGUGGGUACGGAGGGCACGUGGGUACGGAGGGCACGUGGGUAUGGAGGGCACGUGGGUAUGGAGGGCACGUGGGUACGGAGGGCACGUGGGUACGGAGGGCACGUGGGUACGGAGGGCACGUGGGUACGGAGGGCACGUGGGUACGGAGGGCACGUGGGUACGGAGGGCACGUGGGUACGGAGGGCACGUGGGUAUGGAGGGCACGUGGGUAUGGAGGGCAUGUGGGUAUGGAGGGCACGUGGGUAUGGAGGGCACGUGGGUAUGGAGGGCACGUGGGUAUGGAGGGCACGUGGGUACGGAGGGCACGUGGGUAUGGAGGGCACGUGGGUAUGGAGGGCACGUGGGUAUGGAGGGCACGUGGGUAUGGAGGGCACGUGGGUAUGGAGGGCACGUGGGUAUGGAGGGCACGUGGGUACGGAGGGCACGUGGGUACGGAGGGCACGUGGGUAUGGAGGGCACGUGGGUAUGGAGGGCACGUGGGUAUGGAGGGCACGUGGGUACGGAGGGCACGUGGGUACGGAGGGCACGUGGGUACGGAGGGCACGUGGGUACGGAGGGCACGUGGGUAUGGAGGGCACGUGGGUACGGAGGGCACGUGGGUACGGAGGGCACGUGGGUACGGAGGGCACGUGGGUAUGGAGGGCACGUGGGUAUGGAGGGCACGUGGGUAUGGAGGGCACGUGGGUAUGGAGGGCACGUGGGUAUGGAGGGCACGUGGGUAUGGAGGGCACGUGGGUAUGGAGGGCACGUGGGUAUGGAGGGCACGUGGGUAUGGAGGGCACGUGGGUAUGGAGGGCACGUGGGUACGGAGGGCACGUGUGUACGGAGGGAGCGUGGGUAUGGAGGGCACGUGGGUAUGGAGGGCACGUGGGUAUGGAGGGCACGUGGGUAUGGAGGGCACGUGGGUACGGAGGGCACGUGGGUAUGGAGGGCACGUGGGUAUGGAGGGCACGUGGGUAUGGAGGGCACGUGGGUAUGGAGGGCACGUGGGUAUGGAGGGCACGUGGGUAUGGAGGGCACGUGGGUAUGGAGGGCACGUGGGUAUGGAGGGCACGUGGGUACGGAGGGCACGUGUGUACGGAGGGAGCGUGGGUAUGGAGGGCACGUGGGUAUGGAGGGCACGUGGGUAUGGAGGGCACGUGGGUAUGGAGGGCACGUGGGUACGGAGGGCACGUGGGUACGGAGGGCACGUGGGUAUGGAGGGCACGUGGGUAUGGAGGGCACGUGGGUAUGGAGGGCACGUGGGUACGGAGGGCACGUGGGUACGGAGGGCACGUGGGUACGGAGGGCACGUGGGUAUGGAGGGCACGUGGGUAUGGAGGGCACGUGGGUACGGAGGGCACGUGGGUACGGAGGGCACGUGGGUACGGAGGGCACGUGGGUACGGAGGGCACGUGGGUACGGAGGGCACGUGGGUACGGAGGGCACGUGGGUACGGAGGGCACGUGGGUAUGGAGGGCACGUGGGUAUGGAGGGCAUGUGGGUAUGGAGGGCACGUGGGUAUGGAGGGCACGUGGGUAUGGAGGGCACGUGGGUAUGGAGGGCACGUGGGUACGGAGGGCACGUGGGUAUGGAGGGCACGUGGGUAUGGAGGGCACGUGGGUAUGGAGGGCACGUGGGUAUGGAGGGCACGUGGGUAUGGAGGGCACGUGGGUAUGGAGGGCACGUGGGUACGGAGGGCACGUGGGUACGGAGGGCACGUGGGUAUGGAGGGCACGUGGGUAUGGAGGGCACGUGGGUAUGGAGGGCACGUGGGUACGGAGGGCACGUGGGUACGGAGGGCACGUGGGUACGGAGGGCACGUGGGUACGGAGGGCACGUGGGUAUGGAGGGCACGUGGGUACGGAGGGCACGUGGGUACGGAGGGCACGUGGGUACGGAGGGCACGUGGGUAUGGAGGGCACGUGGGUAUGGAGGGCACGUGGGUAUGGAGGGCACGUGGGUAUGGAGGGCACGUGGGUAUGGAGGGCACGUGGGUAUGGAGGGCACGUGGGUAUGGAGGGCACGUGGGUAUGGAGGGCACGUGGGUAUGGAGGGCACGUGGGUAUGGAGGGCACGUGGGUACGGAGGGCACGUGUGUACGGAGGGAGCGUGGGUAUGGAGGGCACGUGGGUAUGGAGGGCACGUGGGUAUGGAGGGCACGUGGGUAUGGAGGGCACGUGGGUACGGAGGGCACGUGGGUAUGGAGGGCACGUGGGUAUGGAGGGCACGUGGGUAUGGAGGGCACGUGGGUAUGGAGGGCACGUGGGUAUGGAGGGCACGUGGGUAUGGAGGGCACGUGGGUAUGGAGGGCACGUGGGUAUGGAGGGCACGUGGGUACGGAGGGCACGUGUGUACGGAGGGAGCGUGGGUAUGGAGGGCACGUGGGUAUGGAGGGCACGUGGGUAUGGAGGGCACGUGGGUAUGGAGGGCACGUGGGUACGGAGGGCACGUGGGUACGGAGGGCACGUGGGUAUGGAGGGCACGUGGGUAUGGAGGGCACGUGGGUAUGGAGGGCACGUGGGUACGGAGGGCACGUGGGUACGGAGGGCACGUGGGUACGGAGGGCACGUGGGUAUGGAGGGCACGUGGGUAUGGAGGGCACGUGGGUAUGGAGGGCACGUGGGUACGGAGGGCACGUGGGUACGGAGGGCACGUGGGUAUGGAGGGCACGUGGGUAUGGAGGGCACGUGGGUAUGGAGGGCACGUGGGUAUGGAGGGCACGUGGGUAUGGAGGGCACGUGGGUAUGGAGGGCACGUGGGUACGGAGGGCACGUGGGUAUGGAGGGCACGUGGGUAUGGAGGGCACGUGGGUACGGAGGGCACGUGGGUACGGAGGGCACGUGGGUAUGGAGGGCACGUGGGUAUGGAGGGCACGUGGGUAUGGAGGGCACGUGGGUAUGGAGGGCACGUGGGUAUGGAGGGCACGUGGGUACGGAGGGCACGUGGGUACGGAGGGCACGUGGGUACGGAGGGCACGUGGGUAUGGAGGGCACGUGGGUACGGAGGGCACGUGGGUACAGAGGGCACGUGGGUAUGGAGGGCACGUGGGUAUGGAGGGCACGUGGAUAUGGAGGGCACGUGGGUAUGGAGGGCACGUGGGUAUGGAGGGCACGUGGGUACGGAGGGCACGUGGGUAUGGAGGGCACGUGGGUAUGGAGGGCACGUGGGUACGGAGGGCACGUGGGUAUGGAGGGCACGUGGGUACGGAGGGCACGUGGGUACGGAGGGCACGUGGGUAUGGAGGGCACGUGGGUAUGGAGGGCACGUGGGUACGGAGGGCACGUGGGUAUGGAGGGCACGUGGGUAUGGAGGGCACGUGGGUAUGGAGGGCACGUGGGUAUGGAGGGCACGUGGGUAUGGAGGGCACGUGGGUAUGGAGGGCACGUGGGUACGGAGGGCACGUGGGUACGGAGGGCACGUGGGUAUGGAGGGCACGUGGGUAUGGAGGGCACGUGGGUAUGGAGGGCACGUGGGUACGGAGGGCACGUGGGUACGGAGGGCACGUGGGUACGGAGGGCACGUGGGUACGGAGGGCACGUGGGUAUGGAGGGCACGUGGGUACGGAGGGCACGUGGGUACGGAGGGCACGUGGGUAUGGAGGGCACGUGGGUAUGGAGGGCACGUGGGUAUGGAGGGCACGUGGGUAUGGAGGGCACGUGGGUAUGGAGGGCACGUGGGUAUGGAGGGCACGUGGGUAUGGAGGGCACGUGGGUAUGGAGGGCACGUGGGUAUGGAGGGCACGUGGGUAUGGAGGGCACGUGGGUAUGGAGGGCACGUGGGUACGGAGGGCACGUGUGUACGGAGGGAGCGUGGGUAUGGAGGGCACGUGGGUAUGGAGGGCACGUGGGUAUGGAGGGCACGUGGGUAUGGAGGGCACGUGGGUACGGAGGGCACGUGGGUAUGGAGGGCACGUGGGUAUGGAGGGCACGUGGGUAUGGAGGGCACGUGGGUAUGGAGGGCACGUGGGUAUGGAGGGCACGUGGGUAUGGAGGGCACGUGGGUACGGAGGGCACGUGUGUACGGAGGGAGCGUGGGUAUGGAGGGCACGUGGGUAUGGAGGGCACGUGGGUAUGGAGGGCACGUGGGUAUGGAGGGCACAUGGGUACGGAGGGCACGUGGGUACGGAGGGCACGUGGGUAUGGAGGGCACGUGGGUAUGGAGGGCACGUGGGUAUGGAGGGCACGUGGGUACGGAGGGCACGUGGGUACGGAGGGCACGUGGGUACGGAGGGCACGUGGGUAUGGAGGGCACGUGGGUAUGGAGGGCACGUGGGUAUGGAGGGCACGUGGGUACGGAGGGCACGUGGGUACGGAGGGCACGUGGGUAUGGAGGGCACGUGGGUAUGGAGGGCACGUGGGUAUGGAGGGCACGUGGGUAUGGAGGGCACGUGGGUAUGGAGGGCACGUGGGUAUGGAGGGCACGUGGGUACGGAGGGCACGUGGGUAUGGAGGGCACGUGGGUAUGGAGGGCACGUGGGUACGGAGGGCACGUGGGUACGGAGGGCACGUGGGUAUGGAGGGCACGUGGGUAUGGAGGGCACGUGGGUAUGGAGGGCACGUGGGUAUGGAGGGCACGUGGGUAUGGAGGGCACGUGGGUACGGAGGGCACGUGGGUACGGAGGGCACGUGGGUACGGAGGGCACGUGGGUAUGGAGGGCACGUGGGUACGGAGGGCACGUGGGUACGGAGGGCACGUGGGUAUGGAGGGCACGUGGGUAUGGAGGGCACGUGGGUAUGGAGGGCACGUGGGUAUGGAGGGCACGUGGGUAUGGAGGGCACGUGGGUACGGAGGGCACGUGGGUAUGGAGGGCACGUGGGUAUGGAGGGCACGUGGGUACGGAGGGCACGUGGGUACGGAGGGCACGUGGGUACGGAGGGCACGUGGGUACGGAGGGCACGUGGGUACGGAGGGCACGUGGGUACGGAGGGCACGUGGGUAUGGAGGGCACGUGGGUACGGAGGGCACGUGGGUACGGAGGGCACGUGGGUAUGGAGGGCACGUGGGUAUGGAGGGCACGUGGGUAUGGAGGGCACGUGGGUAUGGAGGGCACGUGGGUAUGGAGGGCACGUGGGUAUGGAGGGCACGUGGGUAUGGAGGGCACGUGGGUAUGGAGGGCACGUGGGUAUGGAGGGCACGUGGGUAUGGAGGGCACGUGGGUACGGAGGGCACGUGUGUACGGAGGGAGCGUGGGUAUGGAGGGCACGUGGGUAUGGAGGGCACGUGGGUAUGGAGGGCACGUGGGUAUGGAGGGCACGUGGGUACGGAGGGCACGUGGGUAUGGAGGGCACGUGGGUAUGGAGGGCACGUGGGUAUGGAGGGCACGUGGGUAUGGAGGGCACGUGGGUAUGGAGGGCACGUGGGUAUGGAGGGCACGUGGGUAUGGAGGGCACGUGGGUAUGGAGGGCACGUGGGUAUGGAGGGCACGUGGGUACGGAGGGCACGUGUGUACGGAGGGAGCGUGGGUAUGGAGGGCACGUGGGUAUGGAGGGCACGUGGGUAUGGAGGGCACGUGGGUAUGGAGGGCACGUGGGUACGGAGGGCACGUGGGUACGGAGGGCACGUGGGUAUGGAGGGCACGUGGGUAUGGAGGGCACGUGGGUAUGGAGGGCACGUGGGUACGGAGGGCACGUGGGUACGGAGGGCACGUGGGUACGGAGGGCACGUGGGUAUGGAGGGCACGUGGGUAUGGAGGGCACGUGGGUACGGAGGGCACGUGGGUACGGAGGGCACGUGGGUACGGAGGGCACGUGGGUACGGAGGGCACGUGGGUACGGAGGGCACGUGGGUACGGAGGGCACGUGGGUACGGAGGGCACGUGGGUAUGGAGGGCACGUGGGUAUGGAGGGCACGUGGGUAUGGAGGGCACGUGGGUAUGGAGGGCACGUGGGUAUGGAGGGCACGUGGGUACGGAGGGCACGUGGGUAUGGAGGGCACGUGGGUAUGGAGGGCACGUGGGUAUGGAGGGCACGUGGGUAUGGAGGGCACGUGGGUAUGGAGGGCACGUGGGUAUGGAGGGCACGUGGGUACGGAGGGCACGUGGGUACGGAGGGCACGUGGGUAUGGAGGGCACGUGGGUAUGGAGGGCACGUGGGUAUGGAGGGCACGUGGGUACGGAGGGCACGUGGGUACGGAGGGCACGUGGGUACGGAGGGCACGUGGGUACGGAGGGCACGUGGGUAUGGAGGGCACGUGGGUACGGAGGGCACGUGGGUACGGAGGGCACGUGGGUACGGAGGGCACGUGGGUAUGGAGGGCACGUGGGUAUGGAGGGCACGUGGGUAUGGAGGGCACGUGGGUAUGGAGGGCACGUGGGUAUGGAGGGCACGUGGGUAUGGAGGGCACGUGGGUAUGGAGGGCACGUGGGUACGGAGGGCACGUGGGUAUGGAGGGCACGUGGGUAUGGAGGGCACGUGGGUACGGAGGGCACGUGGGUACGGAGGGCACGUGGGUACGGAGGGCACGUGGGUACGGAGGGCACGUGGGUACGGAGGGCACGUGGGUACGGAGGGCACGUGGGUAUGGAGGGCACGUGGGUACGGAGGGCACGUGGGUACGGAGGGCACGUGGGUAUGGAGGGCACGUGGGUAUGGAGGGCACGUGGGUAUGGAGGGCACGUGGGUAUGGAGGGCACGUGGGUACGGAGGGCACGUGGGUACGGAGGGCACGUGGGUACGGAGGGCACGUGGGUACGGAGGGCACGUGGGUAUGGAGGGCACGUGGGUACGGAGGGCACGUGGGUACGGAGGGCACGUGGGUACGGAGGGCACGUGGGUACGGAGGGCACGUGGGUAUGGAGGGCACGCUGGUAUGGAGGGCACGUGGGUACGGAGGGCACGUGGGUACGGAGGGCACGUGGGUACGGAGGGCACGUGGGUACGGAGGGCACGUGGGUAUGGAGGGCACGUGGGUACGGAGGGCACGUGGGUACGGAGGGCACGUGGGUACGGAGGGCACGUGGGUAUGGAGGGCACGUGGGUAUGGAGGGCACGUGGGUAUGGAGGGCACGUGGGUAUGGAGGGCACGUGGGUAUGGAGGGCACGUGGGUAUGGAGGGCACGUGGGUAUGGAGGGCACGUGGGUAUGGAGGGCACGUGGGUAUGGAGGGCACGUGGGUAUGGAGGGCACGUGGGUAUGGAGGGCACGUGGGUAUGGAGGGCACGUGGGUACGGAGGGCACGUGUGUACGGAGGGAGCGUGGGUAUGGAGGGCACGUGGGUAUGGAGGGCACGUGGGUACGGAGGGCACGUGGGUACGGAGGGCACGUGGGUAUGGAGGGCACGUGGGUAUGGAGGGCACGUGGGUAUGGAGGGCACGUGGGUAUGGAGGGCACGUGGGUAUGGAGGGCACGUGGGUACGGAGGGCACGUGGGUAUGGAGGGCACGUGGGUAUGGAGGGCACGUGGGUACGGAGGGCACGUGGGUACAGAGGGCACGUGGGUAUGGAGGGCACGUGGGUAUGGAGGGCACGUGGGUAUGGAGGGCACGUGGGUAUGGAGGGCACGUGGGUAUGGAGGGCACGUGGGUAUGGAGGGCACGUGGGUAUGGAGGGCACGUGGGUAUGGAGGGCACGUGGGUAUGGAGGGCACGUGGGUAUGGAGGGCACGUGGGUAUGGAGGGCACGUGGGUAUGGAGGGCACGUGGGUAUGGAGGUCACGUGGGUAUGGAGGGCACGUGGGUAUGGAGGGCACGUGGGUACGGAGGGCACGUGGGUAUGGAGGGCACGUGGGUAUGGAGGGCACGUGGGUACGGAGGGCACGUGGGUACGGAGGGCACGUGGGUAUGGAGGGCACGUGGGUAUGGAGGGCACGUGGGUAUGGAGGGCACGUGGGUACGGAGGGCACGUGGGUACGGAGGGCACGUGGGUACGGAGGGCACGUGGGUACGGAGGGCACGUGGGUAAGGAGGGCACGUGGGUACGGAGGGCACGUGGGUACGGAGGGCACGUGGGUACGGAGGGCACGUGGGUACGGAGGGCACGUGGGUACGGAGGGCACGUGGGUACGGAGGGCACGUGGGUACGGAGGGCACGUGGGUAUGGAGGGCACGUGGGUAUGGAGGGCACUUGGGUAUGGAGGGCACGUGGGUAUGGAGGGCACGUGGGUAUGGAGGGCACGUGGGUAUGGAGGGCACGUGGGUAUGGAGGGCACGUGGGUAUGGAGGGCACGUGGGUAUGGAGGGCACGUGGGUAUGGAGGGCACGUGGGUAUGGAGGGCACGUGGGUACGGAGGGCACGUGGGUACGGAGGGCACGUGGGUAUGGAGGGCACGUGGGUAUGGAGGGCACGUGGGUACGGAGGGCACGUGGGUACGGAGGGCACGUGGGUAUGGAGGGCACGUGGGUAUGGAGGGCACGUGGGUAUGGAGGGCACGUGGGUAUGGAGGGCACGUGGGUAUGGAGGGCACGUGGGUACGGAGGGCACGUGGGUAUGGAGGGCACGUGGGUAUGGAGGGCACGUGGGUACGGAGGGCACGUGGGUACGGAGGGCACGUGGGUAUGGAGGGCACGUGGGUAUGGAGGGCACGUGGGUCUGGAGGGCACGUGGGUAUGGAGGGCACGUGGGUACGGAGGGCACGUGGGUAUGGAGGGCACGUGGGUAUGGAGGGCAAGUGGGUACGGAGGGCACGUGGGUACGGAGGGCACGUGGGUAUGGAGGGCACGUGGGUAUGGAGGGCACGUGGGUAUGGAGGGCACGUGGGUAUGGAGGGCACGUGGGUAUGGAGGGCAUGUGGGUACGGAGGGCACGUGGGUACGGAGGGCACGUGGGUAUGGAGGGCACGUGGGUACGGAGGGCACGUGGGUAUGGAGGGCACGUGGGUAUGGAGGGCACGUGGGUAUGGAGGGCACGUGGGUAUGGAGGGCACGUGGGUAUGGAGGGCACGUGGGUACGGAGGGCACGUGGGUAUGGAGGGCACGUGGGUACGGAGGGCACGUGGGUAUGGAGGGCACGUGGGUAUGGAGGGCACGUGGGUACGGAGGGCACGUGGGUACGGAGGGCACGUGGGUAUGGAGGGCACGUGGGUACGGAGGGCACGUGGGUAUGGAGGGCACGUGGGUAUGGAGGGCACGUGGGUAUGGAGGGCACGUGGGUAUGGAGGGCACGUGGGUAUGGAGGGCACGUGGGUACGGAGGGCACGUGGGUACGGAGGGCACGUGGGUACGGAGGGCACGUGGGUAUGGAGGGCACGUGGGUAUGGAGGGCACGUGGGUACGGAGGGCACGUGGGUAUGGAGGGCACGUGGGUACGGAGGGCACGUGGGUACGGAGGGCACGUGGGUACGGAGGGCAUGUGGUGGGGUGAGGGCAGGCGAUGGGGAAGGCCAGAGGGGCGCUGUGCCAUGCGCCCCGUUUUGCGGUGCCCCCUUGCCCUCUACCCCGCGGCUGGUGGUGGGGGGGGAGCCCACGGACGACUGCAUUGCCAAGUGGGAGGCGCUGCAGUGUGCCACGUGUCACCCCCUCAUUGGCACCCAGCAUGGGCCGCCCGCCAUUUGCAACUCGUUCUGUGACGCCGUCUUUUCUGCGUGUGGGUCGGCAUUUUUUGCAGCAGAUGGCACCUCCCAGCACAUCUUCCCCUGCGGCCGCCGCGACACGCUCUGUGCCCGGGCCGACUCUCUUGCUUCCUCCGGCCGCCAGUUCUGCCAGCUGGCGGGCUUUGAUUGGCUGCCCGACUCGCACGGGGCGGGGGUUCAGAGGGGAGGGGGGCGAGGGGAGGAGAUGGGGGGGAGAGAGGACGAGGAGGGGCAUGAGAGGGUGUGCUUUGACGGCAUACUCCCUUCUGCCGCUGCUGUUGUGAGGGGGAGGCACAAGGGGGCCGGGAGGAAGGGGGAGAAGGGGAGUGGUGAGGAGGAGGAGGCGGAGGAGGGCAGUGGGUGGUGGGAGCAGUGGGCGGGCGGAGAGGGGGGGAGGCCGUUUGGGGGCAGCGUGGUGUGGAUGGUGUGCGGCCUCGUGCUCACUGCUGGCCUCUCCUACAUGCGGUGGGUGGCGGCACGCAGCCGGCGCAGGAGGCUGUUUAUGGGGCUCGUCAAGCGGGCAGGGGGCGGGGGGCGGCAGCAACAGCUGGAGGUGGUGAGGGCGAGGCAGCAGAAGCAACUCGACGAGGCUGCGGCUACUGCUGCGUCCCCCACCUCUACCACCACUGCCUCCGCCGCUGCUGCCACGACCACUGCCCGCAGCACCGCAAGGCAGCCUCGCUAG